Messenger RNA from Salmo salar (Atlantic salmon), 1233 nucleotides. Lineage: Eukaryota; Metazoa; Chordata; Actinopteri; Salmoniformes; Salmonidae. The record is from RefSeq and is a predicted model, not a curated record.
CUCUCUCUACCUCGCUCUUCCUUUCCCUUUCUCUUUAAAUGUAAAUUACAUCGGGUUGUUUCUCAGUAUAAGUAAAGCAAGUCUCCGUGACGUGAGAUAUUCUAAAAACCGUCAAUGAAGAUGUUGAUGUGUGACCGGGGCGUCCAGAUGCUGGUGACCACCGUAGGGGCUUUCGCCGCCUUCAGCCUCAUGACGAUAGCGGUCGGUACCGACUACUGGCUGUACUCGCGAGGGACGUGCAAAAGCAAAAGCACCAAUGACAACGAUACGAGCCGGAAGAACGAAGAGGUGAUGACUCACUCUGGUCUGUGGCGAACCUGCUGUCUGGAAGGAACAUUCCGAGGUGUGUGUAAGAAGAUCGAUCACUUCCCAGAGGCUACAGAUUAUGAGGCAGACGCAGCGGAAUACCUUCUCCGAGCGGUCCGAGCCUCCAGCAUCUUCCCCAUAAUGAGUGUGGGUCUGCUGUUCCUGGGAGGGCUGUGUGUGGCCGCCAGCGAGUUCUACAGGAGCCGUCACAACGUCAUCCUCAGCGCUGGCAUCUUCUUCGUUGCCUCAGGCCUCAGUAACAUCAUCGGCAUCAUCGUCUACAUCUCGGCUAACUCUGGUGACCCGGGUCAGAGCGACAGUAAGAAGAGUUACUCGUACGGCUGGUCCUUCUACUUCGGGGCGUUGUCCUUCAUCAUGGCGGAGAUGGUUGGCGUUCUGGCGGUCCACAUGUUUAUAGAGAAGCACCGAAAGCAGAGGGCCAAGUCUCGUACAGAACUCAUCAAGAAAUCAGCGUUCAGCCGUAUCCCGUCGUACCGUUACCGCUUCCGACGUCGCUCUAGCAUCCGGUCCUCCGAGGCGGCCAGCCGGGAUACAUCUCCCAUCGGGAAAGGGGGGGGUGGCGGUUACACCGGCCCGGCAGCCUCCGACCUCCCCAUGUAUACUCUCACCCCCCGCGAAGCCGGAUCCAAGGCCGCCAUGGGAGGAGGAGGAGGAGCGCUCAAUUCAGAGAGGGAGUUUCUACAGGGCGGUACUCUGGCCAAUACCAAGGACUACGGCAAAGACGCGGCCAAUAGGAGAACCACGCCCGUCUGAGGGAAAUGCGGGACCUAGGAGACGAUUGGACGGGAGGCGGAUAAUAAUGACGAUGAGACAGUGAGGGAGGAAAGAGGAAGAGGCAUUAUGAACUUUGACCUCUACGCAACCUCCAGGGAUAAUUAGCAAAAGGGGAUUGGAAUUAGACGUUUG